Messenger RNA from Eucalyptus grandis, 2323 nucleotides. RefSeq names its product cysteine synthase. Bases 1006 to 1995 code for a protein of 329 amino acids. Lineage: Eukaryota; Viridiplantae; Streptophyta; Magnoliopsida; Myrtales; Myrtaceae. The record is from RefSeq and is a predicted model, not a curated record. Gene Ontology annotation, cellular component: cytoplasm. The transcript is spliced from 10 exons. Gene Ontology annotation, molecular function: cysteine synthase activity.
GUCAGCAUGUCCAUGUUCAUUCCGCUUACAUUGCCUGGAUAAGUAUCAUCAUCGUCGACCAAGGGACUUGGUCGAAAAAAAUUCGUGCAAUCUUUUUACCUGCCGGCGAACCGGCAAAACUAGGUCUUAUUCAGAAUUUUCCCUUUUGACUUUUAGUCUGCAAAUUCAUGUCGUCGCCUUCGCUUGUUACCUUAAACCAGGAGUCGAACGAAAACGAUCCCCAGUUUUCACAUCUACAUAAACCGGACAGAAGGCAGUUUGCAGACAAGCUCAUCUGGAGCAGGUGUUAGAAGCUUCUUUCUCUCUCUCUCUCUCUCUCUCUCUUCGUUGCUUCUUCUCUGCGAAGGUAAAAGCUCCUCCGACGAAUUCGAUCUCUCUCUCGGCUGCCCAUUAACGAGAACCGCAAGCUCGCUGCCUGGUCGCUCUUUGUUUUUUCUUUUUCGGUUUGGAGCUCCGUUGUUCGUCGAGAAGACUCGCAUCGCUUGACGAACCGUGAGUUCGGACAAGGGUCUGUCCAGAUUAAACUGUCUGUCUCGCUUUCGGGUAGUGGAACCGUUCCUUGGCUCGAUUGCGCUAGCGUUUGCAUGUUGUUUUGUGUGGAGCUAAAAGUGCAUGCGAUGCGUCCGUCUAGCCUUCGAGCUUGUUCCUGUUCUCUUUUGCUGCUGAAGAAAAGCUUCGCCGUGCAUUUUUUUUUCUCUGCACUCGCUCUUGCUUUGAUACCGUGUGCGCACUGAGCUUCGUGAGGGACCCACUACUGCACUCUGUGUGCACGGAUUCUACGCAAGCUCAGGUUGAAGUUCUCGUUGGUGUCGAAUCACUUCGUACUACGCUGGCUCGCAUGCUGAUUUUGCCGGAGGCGCGAAUCUGAGGCGAUUCACGCGAAAUGGCUUGGAACUACUUUGCUUCCUUCUAAAGAUAAAUAUCUACGAACUUAUUUGUGAGAAUCGAAAUCGUGUUUCUAUCUCUUAUUCUUUGGUGCUGAGAGAAGUGGCUGUUUCAGAUCAUAUGGCGACGGACAUGGCAGAAGGGAACUCCCUAAUUGCGAAAGAUGUCACUGAGAUAAUUGGCAAGACCCCCCUAGUGUACCUCAACCAUGUGGUGGAGGGUUGUGUCGCCCGAAUCGCUGCAAAGCUCGAGAUGAUGGAGCCCUGCUCAAGUGUCAAAGACAGGAUUGGAUAUAGCAUGAUUGCUGAUGCUGAGGAAAAGGGUCUCAUUAAGCCAGGAGAGAGUGUUCUGAUUGAGCCUACGAGUGGUAACACCGGAAUAGGGCUGGCAUUUAUGGCUGCUGCUAAGGGUUAUAAGCUUGUAAUUACGAUGCCUGCUUCAAUGAGUCUUGAAAGAAGAACCAUUCUCCGUGCUUUUGGAGCUGAGCUGGUCCUCACAGAUCCAGCCAGGGGCAUGAAAGGUGCUGUUAAAAAGGCUGAAGAGAUAUUGGAAAGAACACCCAAUGCAUACAUGCUUCAGCAAUUUGAAAACCCCGCCAAUCCCAAGAUCCAUUAUGAAACAACCGGACCAGAGAUCUGGAAAGGUUCAGGCGGCAAAGUUGAUGCCCUCGUUUCUGGGAUAGGAACUGGAGGUACAAUUACAGGAGCAGGAAAAUAUCUCAAGGAGCAGAACCCUGAGAUCAAGCUCUAUGGCAUAGAACCUGCGGAAAGUGCAGUAUUAUCGGGCGGCAAACCUGGUCCGCAUAAAAUACAAGGCAUCGGUGCUGGCUUCAUCCCUGGAGUGCUUGAUGUGAAUUUACUUGAUGAAGUUGUUCAAGUAUCAAGUGAAGAAGCUAUUGAAACUGCCAAGUUGCUUGCAGUGAAGGAGGGCUUGCUGGUUGGAAUAUCGUCAGGUGCAGCUGCCACAGCUGCAAUUAACAUUGCAAAGAGGCCAGAAAAUUCUGGAAAGCUCAUUGUGGUGGUCUUCCCAAGCUUUGGAGAGCGUUAUCUGUCUACUGAGCUGUUUCAAUCCGUGAAGCAGGAGGCAGAGAAUUUGCUCUAUGAACCUUGACUAAUUUCCUCACAUACUUUGAUUUGGUUUCAUUGACACGUCAAGAAGAAAUUCCAGCUGGCCCAUUCUGAUGAAGAAUUGUCCAUGAUGAGCAUUCAAUAACACGCUAUGCGGACAUGUAUGAUUUUUUUUCUGUUUCAUCCCUUCAGUUUUUCUUUUCCUUGUGCAAAUCAAACUGCUCAGGCUGGCUGCGGAGCGUUAUAUUUGUACUGUACUCUUCCGACCAUGUUAACAUUCGUGUGAGCUUUCAUGUCUUGGAAGUAUAACCUUCUGCGUGCGGUGAAGUGGAAAGGUGACAAUUAAUAGUUCAGAUUUACUCUUUUACUUC